Molecule: messenger RNA, 1425 nt
Organism: Necator americanus (New World hookworm)
Lineage: Eukaryota; Metazoa; Nematoda; Chromadorea; Rhabditida; Ancylostomatidae
Exons: 9
Coding region: 1-1425 (474 amino acids)
Biological process (GO): post-translational protein targeting to membrane, translocation; SRP-dependent cotranslational protein targeting to membrane, translocation
Cellular component (GO): Sec61 translocon complex; membrane
Molecular function (GO): transmembrane protein transporter activity; ribosome binding; signal sequence receptor activity
Source: RefSeq, a predicted model, not a curated record
AUGGGAAUAAAAUUUCUUGAGUUCGUGAAGCCGUUCUGCGGCUUCGUGCCGGAGGUCUCGAAACCGGAGCGGAAGAUCCAAUUCCGGGAGAAGAUGCUUUGGACAGCAAUCACCUUGUUCGUUUUCCUCGUGUGUUGCCAAAUCCCACUUUUCGGAAUUAUGUCCACCGAUUCUGCUGACCCAUUCUACUGGCUUCGAGUAAUUUUGGCAUCAAACAGAGGUACAUUGAUGGAACUUGGAAUCUCACCCAUUGUAACAUCUGGACUUAUCAUGCAAUUGUUGGCUGGUGCAAAGAUCAUUGAGGUUGGGGAUACCCCGAAAGAUCGAGCUCUCUUCAACGGAGCACAGAAAUUGUUCGGUAUGGUUAUCACUGUCGGGCAAGCUAUUGUCUAUGUGAUGUCUGGCCUAUAUGGCGACCCAUCUGAGAUUGGCGCCGGAAUCUGCUUGCUCAUUGUGGUUCAACUGGUUAUCGCUGGUCUUAUCGUUCUUCUGCUUGAUGAGCUACUCCAGAAAGGUUAUGGUCUUGGUUCUGGAAUUUCCCUCUUUAUUGCAACAAACAUCUGCGAGACCAUCGUGUGGAAAGCUUUCUCACCAGCAACUAUGAACACUGGACGAGGAACCGAGUUUGAAGGUGCCGUAAUCGCAUUGUUCCAUCUUCUCGCGACACGAAGUGACAAGGUUCGCGCUCUCCGCGAGGCUUUCUACCGCAAUAAUCUGCCGAACCUUAUGAAUCUCAUGGCUACUUUUGUUGUCUUCGGUGUUGUCAUCUACUUCCAGGGCUUCCGUGUUGACCUUCCUAUAAAAUCGGCUCGCUAUCGUGGUCAGUACAGCAGCUAUCCAAUCAAGUUGUUCUACACGUCUAAUAUUCCUAUUAUUCUUCAAUCAGCACUUGUCUCGAAUCUUUAUGUCAUCUCACAAAUGCUCGCCGCAAAAUUCGGAGGGAACUUCCUUGUUAACUUGCUCGGAACAUGGUCUGACGCAUCAGGAAGCUACCGCAGUUAUCCUACCGGAGGUAUCUGCUACUACCUCUCGCCUCCCGACACUCUUUCCCAUGUUCUGGAGGAUCCCAUUCACUGCAUCAUCUACGUGAUUUUCAUGCUAGGAUCAUGCGCCUUCUUCUCGAAGACGUGGAUCGAUGUGUCUGGCUCUUCUGCUAAGGACGUAGCUAAGCAGCUGAAGGAGCAACAAAUGGUGAUGCGUGGUCAUAGAGAAAAGUCGAUGAUUCACGAGCUCAACCGAUACAUCCCCACCGCAGCCGCUUUCGGUGGACUGUGUAUUGGUGCAUUGUCUGUAACUGCAGACUUUAUGGGAGCAAUAGGAAGUGGAACUGGUAUUCUUCUCGCUGUGACGAUCAUUUAUCAGUACUUUGAGAUCUUUGUUAAAGAGCAACAAGAGAUGGGAGGCAUGGCAGCCAUGUUCUUCUAA